This is a messenger RNA of Cantharellus anzutake, 964 nucleotides long. RefSeq lists its product as uncharacterized. The transcript is spliced from 5 exons. The record is from RefSeq and is a predicted model, not a curated record. Lineage: Eukaryota; Fungi; Basidiomycota; Agaricomycetes; Cantharellales; Hydnaceae. Bases 273 to 911 code for a protein of 212 amino acids.
UUCUUAGAGUUGGCACCUUUAGGUGGCAUUCUUAUUUGAUCACUUUCACCAACAAGUAUUGUCGUUCGUUAUCAAAGAUUAAAGCUGAGAAAGUGCCGGAAGGAUCAGGCAUCGGUAUGGCACCUGAGAAGUGACUUGCCUUUUCAUUCGCACCCAACAAAUUCCCCCUUUUGCUAUCCCACUACUGGGAAUACUGUAACCCCCUCCACUACCUCAGCCUUUCUCCCCUAUUAGUUCUAAUCACCGUAACACCCUAUAAUCGUUAAUCGAUCAUGAGUAUCUCCAAAUGGGCUGUCGGUUCCGCCUAUGGUCCCGUUCUUACGUCGACGGAGCUAUACCUCCUCCAAGCAGCGGAUGGAUGUAAAGGGCUAGAACUCAACCCCAUCCUCAACCAUUCGUUGAAGAGUUUCCAUUUGGUGUUCAACCUUGCGAAUGGAGGGUAUGACAACGCCGAUCCGGAUAAGGAUCUCGCUUUUACGCAGGGAGAUCAGCCUGCUACGAUCCCCCGGGUCUCCGAACUUUACGUCAUCGCCAAAAUUUCUCCUUGGGUGGCGACCGUUACAGCCAGUCAGCCAAAACGUGGUGUAACGUUAGGAGAUGUGAUCAACUGCGUUUGGUCGACAUACGGGGAAAAUACUAUCACCGAAGCCGAGUGGUCUUCCCUUGGUGUCCGUGAACAGGAACGUGUCAAGCGAGCAUCCGUGAAUAACCAAAUAAAUUCCAAUCCCAGCAUGGGCUGGAACGGCGGAUACCCUUUCAGCCCUUCCACAAUGGAUGCGAAAAAUUUCAGACGCUCAGAUUGGCUUCGAGACAAGAUUUUCUUUGACGGGAUAGAGAUUGAUGAUGAGUACGCCGUUAAGCGACUUGGUUUUAAAGCACCCAAUGUCUUCGUUAUGUCCUUCUGCGGAUAAACGCUGUCCACCCGAGUCCGUUGCCAUCGCCUUAGUAUGCUCCCCUGUUUCUG